Messenger RNA from Salmo salar (Atlantic salmon), 3315 nucleotides. Its product is annotated as adhesion G-protein coupled receptor G7. Gene Ontology annotation, cellular component: membrane. Gene Ontology annotation, molecular function: G protein-coupled receptor activity. Gene Ontology annotation, biological process: G protein-coupled receptor signaling pathway; cell surface receptor signaling pathway. NCBI's taxonomy places the organism in Eukaryota, Metazoa, Chordata, Actinopteri, Salmoniformes, Salmonidae. The record is from RefSeq and is a predicted model, not a curated record.
CUGCACGUUACUUCAGUCUCUGUAAUAGGUUGAGAGCAGCACGGCAUAAGACCAACAGACGUCCUAAUAAUGUGUAGUCUGCUGACACUGCAUGCCUGUAAACAGCAGAGAUGAAGGAGCUAUGGAUUAUGGUUGUCUUUGCGACAGUUUCUUUGUCACAGGUGGAUCGAACCACAUCCUUUUCCAUUCCAACCGCCACUGACUUAACUAUCCCAACUACUGAUUCCCCUUUAACCCCUGACCCUACAUCUACCGAUUCUCCUAUAGCCACUGCCCCUACAACUACUGAUUCCCCUAUAACCCCUGCCCCUACAUCUACUGAUUCCCCUAUAACCCCUGACCCUACAUCUGAUUCCCCUAUAACCCCUGACCCUACACAUUCCCUCAUAACCCCUGACCUUACAACCCCUGAGACUCCAACCCCUGAGACUGCAACCCCUGAGACUGCAACUCCCGAUUACCUAACUACUACUGGCAUUCAAACUACUGACACUCCUACUCCCGAAUACCUAACUACUACUGGUCUUCCAACUACUGACACUCCAACUCCCGAAUACCUAACUACUACUGGCAUUCAAACUACUGACACUCCAACUCCCGAAUACCUAACUACUACUGGUCUUCCAACUACUGGUUACCCUACCUCUAUCCCUAUUACCAGUACCAGUCUCCCAACCACCUCUACCACCACCUCUACCAUCACCACCACCACCUCUCCUACCACCUCUACCACCCCCACCAUCUCCACCACCACCUCUACCACCACAAUCCCUCCUCUGGACUGUAUCAACGGUGGUGAGCUGCAGAGUGGAGUCUGUAUCUGUCCUGAUGAGUGGACAGGAGAGACCUGUUCAGAAGGGAAUUUCUGCAAUUCCACCAUCAUUGGUCAUUUCUCAUACCCAAGAACAACGGUUGGCUGGUCUGCUUAUUCAAAAGAGUUGUGUGAUGCGAAGACAACCAGUGCCGGUUUACCAAGAUCAUCAGCAAGAUGUUUGAAUAACACUGGAUCUCCAAUGUUUGGUACUCCUCAUGAACUGCAGUGUGAAUUUACCCUCAGUGAAAUUCAAGGAAAUAUCUCCAGCAGUCCAGGUGAUUUACUAAAGUUAGCCUUCAGUACUCAGAUCCUGACCUCCCAACCAGAGCAGCUGUCAGCUGACAACAUCACCACAGCAGCUCAGAUAGCUAACACACUGCUUCAGUCUGCAAAUAUCACAGAGGACAUCGCAGUGGCAGCUGUAACUACCAUCAGUCAGCUGCUGAAUGCCAGUGAGGAGAGUACACAGGAGAGAGACGCUGUCCAAAACCUCACAGAGACCUUGGGGAACUUUUCCCUGGACCAGCACAGUAAUGUGGUUCAGCCCAACCUGGCAGUCCAGUCGGUCCAAGUACAAAGUGACUCAGUAGGGAUCCAGUUUACUGCUCUGACUGGAAGAUCUGGUAAUUUUGUGGCCAACAGAAUUCAUCUCAACACCAACACCUCUGAACUGAUAGCUGACAAAGGAGGUUCUACCGAUAUCCAGAUUGUUAUCAAAUUCCCACCAGUUUUACGUAGUAAAAACACAAACAACUCCAUUGGUUUUGUACUCUACCAAAACGACCGGUUCUUCAGGUCCAGGGCUUUCAGUGCUUCUUCAGGGACCAGCAGAAGGGUCAUCUCUGCUAACCUGGGACAGGUGUCUGGGUUACAUGUUGAGAUGCUCUUCAAGCCCACAGCUGUUCCCAACGCCUCUCUCUAUGACUUUGCCUGCGUGUCAUGGAACUACACGUUGAAAGACUGGAGCACCUAUGGCUGCUCCAAAGUCAACCACUCAGAAGACAGCCUGCAAUGUUUCUGUAACCACACCACUAACUUUGCUGUGCUUAUGUUGUUCAGGAGGGAUUUUAAAUACGCUGAAGCGCUAAACUGGAUCACCAUAUUGGGAUGCUCCAUGUCCAUCAUAGGGUUGAGUUUAACAAUAACGUUCCAGAUCGUGACCCGGAAAUUGCGCAAAUCCAACCCAACGAUCCUCUUAGUGAGCGUCUGCGUGUGUCUCCUGAUCUUCACCCUCCUCUUCAUGUUGGGAGUGGACAACCCUCAUAAACAGCUGGACAAACCUGAAAUACAGAAGGACAACAUUCUCCCCCCGUCCGACACACACACAGAGCGGGACAGAGGGCCCUGUACUGUAGUGGCGGUCCUGCUGCAGUACUUCCUAUUAGGGACAUUCACCUGGAACACGCUGUACGCAACACAUGUCUUCCUGGUGAUCAGAAACAGCUUGGCCACCAGCCCGUCAGACUUCACAGCCUAUACCGUGGCCAUCGGAUGGGGACUGCCUGCGGUUGUGGUGGCUCUCACCUUAGGAAUUAGUUACAGAGUGGAUGAUCCACUGGGUUACAGGCAGGAGGAAUUUUGCUGGCUUGCUGCCCUCGAUCCAAAGGGGAACUUUGACUUCAAGCUACCAAUGUUUUGGGGGUUCCUGAUACCUGUGGCGUUCAUGCUUAUCUUCAACACAGUGGUGUUGAUAUAUUUUGCAGUUACAACAUGCAAGACCAACCCACAUUUAACUAGUACAAGACACACAUCGAUGAAGAAGAAGUUCCUCAGUAGCUUUUCUCUGGCUAUGGUGCUUGGUCUCUCCUGGAUCCUGGGCUAUCUGUUGCUCAUUACACAGAACCAGACCAUGUACACCAUACUGAACAUCUCCUUCUGUGUACUCACCACCACUCAGGGCUUGCAGAUUUUCAUUCUGUUCACAGCAAGAACAGCAAUUUUCAAGAAAAUUAUGGCAGAUGCUUUGAAAUCUGUUUCUAGUGUUGAGAUCCCGCUUCACACCGGGAGGUUCAGUCUAUGGCGAGGCAAGCACAGAGAAAAUGUGGAAUCAUACACACAGCUGGACACUAUUCUGUGAACCUAUUAACCAUUUAACUGCCACAGAAAAGUAUUUUCCUGAAAAAUGUGUAUUUAGCCUUAAUAUAGGCCAUAAAUAAUUUGUAUUUGAUCGCAAACAUCUCAACCCGCCUACUGAGUUUCCCGAUUAGGUUAAACUAAUGUUGUAUUGGAUUUUACAUAUGCUUUUUAAAUCAUCUGAAAAAUGGUACAUUAAUUAACGUCAUGUCUGCUUCAGUUACUUACAAUGGAAGACAGGCCAAGAUAAAUGACGACUGAUAUCAAAUAUGAUACAUUUGUGUGUCAAUAUGAGUAUUCAUAUAUAUGUAAUUUCAUGUUUACUGUUUAUAUGCACAUAAUACCUGUAAACUGACAUGUCCCGAAAACAUUUGUGAAACAAAUUGAAGAUAACAGGCUGAUAUCAAUAUGAAAAUAUUUUUGUAUUU